CACAACUGAAGGGGAAGAGGGAGGGACGGAGGAGAGGAGAGGAGGAGAGCAAACGAACAGAGACAGGGAGAGAAAGAGAGAGAGAGUACAGAGGGAUAUAUUGACUCUGAAGCUGCUCUGCAUGCAGUGUGUGAGAGACAGAGGACGUGAGAGCAGGCAAGAUGGAGUGCUGGCACAGAUGAAAACUGUCCCUGGUUCUGAGCCUCUUGUUCCUCCCCUCUGCUAUGAUCCCUGCUGUUAUUCUCUUUGUCUUUCCUCAUUCAUUUCUUUCUUUCUCCGUCUCACCCCUUCAUUGUCAUCCCACAGUCCCGUUUGACAGUCCACAUGAGCGUCUCCAAACCCCCACCGCCGCCGUCCACCUCACACCUGGCCAUCCCCCCUUCCUCCACCUCCACCUCCACCCCUUCCUCAUCUGCCUCCUCCCCCUUGGCGACGCCCCACUCCACCGCUCUGCCCCCUCCCUCGCCGGUCAAGAUCUCUAUGCAGGAGCACUUUGCCAUCAAUGUUUGCCCAGGCCCCAUCCUCCCCAUUCCACAGAUCUCAGACUUUUUCCCACGUUUCCACGACUACCCCUGCACGCCACCGCCUCCGAGGGAGAAGAAGAUAUUAAAAGAGGAGACUUUCAAUGGGGAGACGGGUGGAGGAUACAAGGAUGGGGAGAGGAGGGAGAGCAACGACAGAGACAGGGAGGAGGUGCUCGACUCUGAUGAUGAUGACACCUACCUGGGAACGUUGGAGUUCAGUCUGCUCUUUGAUCAGGAAAACAACUGUCUUCAUUGUACUAUUCACAAGGCAAAGGGACUAAAAGCCAUGGACUCCAAUGGGCUGGCUGAUCCAUACGUCAAGCUUCAUCUUCUCCCCGGGGCUAGCAAGGCAAACAAGCUACGCACAAAAACCCUGAAGAAUACGCUGAACCCAGUGUGGAACGAAACGCUGAUGUAUCAUGGCAUCACAGCAGCUGACAUGACCACCAAGACGCUCAGGCUGUGUGUAUGUGACAUGGACAGACUCGGACGAAAUGAAUUCAUUGGAGAGGUGCGAGUGGCUCUGAAGAAACUAAGAGAGGGCGAGAGCAAACGCUACAAUAUGGGCCUGGAGAGAAUUGCACAGAAUAAAGAAACUAACAAUCAAAUGGUGGAGCAGGGAGCGCUCGUGGGAGAGGAGGAGCGUGGCCGCAUCCUGGUGUCACUGUGCUAUAACACAGAGAAGGGCUGCCUGCUGGUUGGGAUCAUACGCUGUGCCCAUCUGGCUGCCAUGGACUCCAACGGCUACUCUGACCCCUUUGUCAAAAUCAUCUUGCAGCCAGAUAUGGGGAAAAAGUCCAAGUACAAGACUUCAGUGAAGAAAAAGACUCUCAAUCCUGAAUUCAAUGAGGAGUUUUCAUAUGAAGUAUCCCUGGACCAGCUGGCAAAGAAAACCCUGGAGAUCUCUGUGUGGGACUACGAUUUGGGAAUGAGCAACGACUUCAUAGGUGGAGUGGAGCUGGGCAUCAAUGCAAGCGGACAGAGACUCAAACACUGGUUCGAGUGUCUCAAAAACAAAGGGAAGAAAGUGGAGCACUGGCAUACGCUCACACAGCAAGGAGCCCCGAGCAGUGACAAACCGGACUAGAUUACCCAAGACAUUCAUGUAUACAAACACACACUCUAACACACACACAUUUGUCUCACUGAAAGAUGGUUGAUAACAGAUACCAAAAGUAAAGUAAAGCAGUAAUAAGAGCAAAGGAUAAAACAUGCAAUAAUAAUAAUGUUGAAAAUGGAAUCCGUCAUAUAAUGCCAAUAAUUACAGCACCAACUAUUAGUAUAUGAUAUUCAUACUAAUAUUAGUUAUGGUAAUAAUGUGUAAUCUGAAUACAUUUUUUUAAAUGUAUUUUUUUCUAAAGGUGAACCAAAUUGUGACGAUGUCCUCAUUAAAGUGUUGACGUAACAAAACAAUACUCACAAAAUUGUGCUUUAGACCUUACUGUAUUGUGGAAGUUGCUUAUAUUCUGUCAUUCAAAUUUACACCUAAUGAAGAGAUUUGAGACUAAUGUAGCCUACACAAAAUUCAUUCAGUGAAAGGGGCCAAAAGUAUGUGCACCCCAGUGACUCAUAAUGUGGUAUAUAGUUACAGGAGAGAGGAUGUUAUAAAAAGGGUGAUUCUGUUCUGAGAAGUCUCUGUUUUAGUGGUUGUUGAACUGAUGCAAAACAACACACCAUAUUAUAAAGCACAAAAUUAUCAAUUUGGUGGAUUUGUACCUUUACAGUUUCAGUGUCCAUGUUCUUAUGUCUUUCAUUGUCUUUUAGUGACAGUGGCUUUCUAUACAUCUUCAUAUCGUGACAUUAACGUGUCAGUGUGUGUGUGUGUGUGUGUGUGUGUGUGUGUGUGUGUGCAUGAGGGCUAUGAGAAUAUCAGUGCCUACAUUCACUGUCUGUGCAGUGUGUGUCUGUCCGUGUUCACGUCAUUCCCCAUUCAAAAUGUCUCCAUUCAACUUCCGAAGCACAGAGGUGUGAAGAAAUAAUAACAAAGGACAAGAAAGACACAUACAAGAGAGAAAUCCUCUGACGCCACCACCACCACGGGCCUCAGUGGUGUGAGUAAUCCUGGCUGUAGGACACUGACAAGCUGUCGAUCAUGUGUGCCAGACCUUUGCCAUCUCUCUCUCUCUCUCCCAUUGCCAGACAGUCAUAGAGCAACUUUAAGAAUGGAAUAUAUCUUGAUACAUAACCUCUGACCGCUCCUUUGGCUUUCCUGAUGAAAAAGAUGUGUCCGUGGCAGGCAGAACGGAUAUUGCUUUUGGAGGUACCGUUUGUACCUUUACUUCACUGCUGCGUUAUGAACCAGAUUUCAACAGGAUCCAAGCAGGUUUACCUCAGUGACUCCAAUUCUGCUCCAACAGAGUCACAGAUGAUGCAAGAUUUUCUCCCUGCAGGGCAAUAUCACAGCAGUAAUAUAUUAAUUUGAAAAUUCAGGCAUUUCAUUGGUUCUGUUAUCUGAUUUAUGAGAAUAGGGCUGCCAAAAGCAUGGAAAUCUCCCCUAAUCCACCUUUGUACACCAUCAGACACUGUCCUUGAGAGACUCUAAAAAAUACAUGUGAAAGAAAUUUGACUGAAAUCAACCAUCAGAGGGAGUCAUUGCUUGGAUCAUUAUCCCAUUACUUCUGAGCUAUUAAAUAUCAGGUCUAUAGUGGAAUAUAUUUCAUCCUCUGGACAGGAGAAAAGACUACUGGAGACCACUGGGACUACUGUGUCCAUGUCUGUGACAGGAUUGUCUGCUGAGAUAAACUGUGAACAGUUAGUAGAAAUGCAGACAUAGAGAAUGGACUCCCCCCCUACAAUUUAACCUCAGGAGGUAAAGUGGGAUUACACCCUGCAAGGAAACACAUUUGGCAGCAGGGGACAGUGGAUAAUCACAGGCCAGGAUCCAAGAUAUUGAAAAACUACGCUAGAUUGCACACAUAACCUACAUGCUUGUUAUGUGUCUCUAUGCACAUCUCUGCAUAUUUAUGGUGUAUAUGGGCUAGAGCAUCACUGAAUUGUCUAAAUGCCUGCCAGGAUAUCAAAUGUACUCCCCUGGUUCAUCUGUCACUUCAGCUCUGGCUAUACACUGGUUCACAAAAGCACACCCAUAGUCGGUCAGUGGCCUCCGGGAGUUUUCUAACUGUUGAAUCGAUCCGGCUGCUCAUAUUCUUGGCGUCCUUCAACAACCUUGUGUCUCAUCGUUGACUGCAAAAAAAUGGAUCCUUCAGUGGUGAAUUAGGUUUCGAAUAAAAAGGGCUUGGGCAUUAUCAAAAGCUUGGAACUAAACUGUGUGUUUUAACAGUUAGCUUAAACACAUUUUCAGUUAGACCUUAAAUGACUUUAACAAGAGGGUAGUGCAAGGAUGGUGGGUUUAUUCUGUACUUUUUCUAUGCACAUCAAAACAGCACGUCAGCAGUGAGAUAAUCAAACCAAAACAACAACAUUAUCGCGUUAUCCAGGCAUCAAAGAUGCAUUUCUGGGAAUACUCAGUACUUUGAUUGGGGCUAAUAGAGUUCACAUUUCUGGCUGGAUGCUUGCUUAUUCCUCUCUCUGGAUCUGUUGGUUUUGUUUACAGUCACCGAAUUUUCUGACUCUUGUCUAUUGACCCUGCUUUGCUUAUGUAAUCAUUUUAUCUGCAAUACAGCUGCAUGUUUAGCAAACACUAUCAGCUUGUGUAAUAGAAUGCAACCUUAGCUGAUCAUUCUGAAUCCUGAUGUGUUUACAAUCUAUGCCAUCCAUUCAGUCUCUUACCAUUAGUGUGUAUUUGUUUGUUUGUGAAUACAAUAAUUCAGGGUAUAUUUUGCUCAGUUGCUGUGCUUUACCAAGCAAGAUAUUGGUUUAAAAAAAACAAAACCUUUACUCUUACAGAUUUUGACACUUGUCUUCCUUAAAUUGAUAUCAGUGGUAAUGAUGCAGGAGGGCAGGGGCGAAUGAGAUGGGAAUUCACUACUGUAGUUCCUGUGUAUUCACUGUCAAUGUCAAUCACACAGUAUGGCUGCCAUCCUGUGGUGGGUUUAUGUAACUACUUCGCAAAAUAAAUUGAAGUUGUUUCAGUGGC
Siniperca chuatsi (mandarin fish) is the source of this 4560-nucleotide messenger RNA. It is a transcript of the gene doc2g, whose product is annotated as double C2-like domains, delta. Lineage: Eukaryota; Metazoa; Chordata; Actinopteri; Centrarchiformes; Sinipercidae. The record is from RefSeq and is a predicted model, not a curated record. The coding region runs from base 325 to 1611 and encodes 428 amino acids. The transcript has 11 exons. Gene Ontology annotation, cellular component: membrane.